GGCGCGGCAACGUUGGUAGUUGGCGGGUGCUACGGGCGUGAGGCGGCCGCUCUCCAUGAUGUCGCCUCGGACCGUGGCCGUGGUCGGCCUGUCCGUCGCGCUCGGGCUGUUCUUUGUCUUCAUGGGGACCGUCAAACUGACGCCGCGCCUCAGCAGGGAUGCGUUCAACGAGAUGAAAAGAGCAUAUAAGGAAUAUGCCAAGGCGCUUCCGGUAUUAAAGAAGAUGGGCAUCACAUCGAUCCAGCUGCGGAAACUCAUUGGGACGAUGGAGGUGACGUGUGGCAUUAUCAUGACCCUGGUCCCCGGAAGGCCCAAGGACGUAGCUAACUUCAUUCUUCUCCUGGUUGCACUGGCUGUGCUCUUCUUCCAUCAGCUGGUGGGCGACCCGCUCAAACGUUAUGCCCAUGCACUUGUCUUUGGGAUCCUGCUCACCUGCCGGCUGCUCAUCAUCAGGCAAGCAGACGACAGAGACAAAGAGAUGGCAGUGGGAGACGUGGCAAAGGAAGAGCAGGUCGAGGCUGACACCGAACAAGAGAAAGGGAAACUGAAAACCACCUAAUUUGACUCACAUAGGAUUGGAACUGGGGACACCUCGCCAGCCAAUGUCAUCCCGAGUAUAAAGAACCUGUUCCCCACUUCCCCACUUCAGCUAACGGUGCUGGAAGUGAAUGACAGAUUUCGUGAACAUCUGUUGAUGGGAAUCUGAACACUGGCAGGAGUAUUUCCCCAUGACUAACAACAAUCACUUACAGUCCUAAUCAAUACAUAUCAGGGCAAACACCAUCAUCACCUCUCCACCCUGAGUUCUGCAGUGAUUCUAACCAAUACACAUU
This is a messenger RNA of Amblyraja radiata (thorny skate), 833 nucleotides long. RefSeq names its product transmembrane protein 35 (gene tmem35). Gene Ontology annotation, biological process: positive regulation of protein localization to cell surface; chaperone-mediated protein complex assembly. Gene Ontology annotation, molecular function: acetylcholine receptor regulator activity. The transcript is spliced from 2 exons. Gene Ontology annotation, cellular component: endoplasmic reticulum. The coding region runs from base 56 to 559 and encodes 167 amino acids. The record is from RefSeq and is a predicted model, not a curated record. NCBI's taxonomy places the organism in Eukaryota, Metazoa, Chordata, Chondrichthyes, Rajiformes, Rajidae.